GGCGGGAGCGGCGGCGGGCCGGGCGCCGGGGCGGGCCGGGCUGCGGGGCUCGCACCGCGGGCACAGCGGCGGCGGGGCCGGCAGGAGCGCAGGGGGAGCACGGCAGGUUAAAACGACAAUCAGUAUUAUGGAGGAGGACUUAGAAAUGUUCCAGGAGCAAGCUGUGACUAAAGCUUCUCCAUGUGAAGCUGCACUUCAGGAAUUAGUGCAUCAAAUUGACAUCAUAGUAAACAGAAAGCAAGUAGAAUGGGAAAGAAAGAUGAGAGCUUUGGAAGCAAAGAUGGAUAUCCAGGAUCAAGAAUUAGCAAGUGCCCAAAGCAAACUGGAUCAAAAAGGUCAAGAGGUGGGAUUACUUCAACAAGAAUUGGAAAACUUACAGAAAACUAAAAAUGAAAUGGCUCAGAGUUAUGAAACUCAGCUUCAAGCACUGAAAUCUCAAUUCUCAAAGUUGAUACAUAGUUACGAAAAGCUACAGUCACAUCAGUUAAAACAAAAAAUGCUCGAAAGUAGAGACAAAUGUGAGGAAAACCUGGACACAUCAUCUAACCCAAGGAAUUUAUAUGUGAAAUUUGAGGAAUUUAAGGCAAAAUCACAAGAAUGGGAGAAGAAUGGGACAAUCUGUGUAAAUAAUCCUGUUUAUGCAGAUAUGCAACCCAAAUUAUUGCCCGAGAAAUGUAAUUUAUUUCAGAAGCAGAUCCAGAAUUAUCAACUCCAAAUAUGCAAUAAGAAACAAAACCAAGAAGAGCUAAUUACCUAUACCCAGCCCAAAAGUGAAAACGAUGAUUCAAUUAUUGAAAAGCUAAAGGCAAUUGUGAAUGAAAUAGCAAGAAACAAGAAUAAACUGGUAGAGGAAAAUAUGAAACUCCAUGAGGAUCUAAAAAUGUACCAAAAUCAGUGCCAGAACAUGGAGGCAGACAUCUCAGACAUGAGAAAUGAGCUUCAGUCAAGGGAUGGUCUCUGGAGAAGGAUACAACUGGAAUGCCAAAAGUUGUAUACAGAAUUACUGAAAAUCAAAGAGUAUAAAGAUAUGCAGGAAAUUCAAAUAAAGCAUCAAUCAUCUCGUAUUCAGCUUACUGAGCAACUAGAAAAUAAAAACCCUGAAUUAUUGCUAUUUCCAGAAAGUCAAGAAUACCAAGAGGAGGAGCUGAACAAGAUAAGAAACCAUGUUUAUCGUGAGGAGCAGUCCCUUUCCUCUGAGCAGGAAAGAAUGAAGACAGAAAUCUCUGACCUGACAGAGGAGCUUCAUCAGAAGGAGAUCACUAUAGCAACUAUCAUGGAGAAAGCUAGUCUUCUGGAAAGACAGUUAAAAAUGGAGUUAGAGACAAAACACAAAUUGUUAACCAAACAGCAGUUGUUGGAAUUCCAUUACAAAGUUAUCAAAUCUGAAAACACACAUCUCAAAGAAAUGGUGGAAAACCAGGAGUGUGAAAGUUGCAUGUGUAUAGAUUUGUGUAACAAAGAACAUGGAAAUUUCACAGCUUCUGUUCACAAAAGGAAACAUGAGAAUUUAAGACUACAAAAUAGCCUUGUUAAACCACAAAAUGACACAGAAACAUCGAUACUGGUUUGCAUGGAUACAUAUAGAGAAACAGAGCACAGCUGCCAAGCCCAUUCAAAGAUGCAAGAAAAGGAAGAGAGAUCCUUCCAAAAUAAAGAUUCAUGGGAAGUGGAAUGUCAACAGACUGCUAUGCUCACAGCUGAUGGAUACCACAGAAACUGCAAUCCUGCUUUGCAUGGCCAAGGCAAUAUCACUGGUUCAAAAAGUGAUGGCACUUUAUCUUCUCAUCCACUUCACAGAGAAAAGCAAACAGGUUAUAAAUCUCCAUUACCACCAGUGGGGUAUCCUUUGGGCCUUCCUGGGCCAUUUCCUGAAGUGGGCAGAACAGGCAGCUUUCAGAGCCCUGCUUACAAUGCAGAAGAAACCAAAUUAUCGUCUCCCCCUGAGAUGUCCUUCCUUGCAACAACAGAAAAGUUCCUUCAAGAGGAAGAGAAACACGCAAGAGAAUUUGAAGAACGUUUAAAUUCACACCUUGAAGAGCUGCAAAGAUAUUCUGAAAAUACUCUAAAAAAGUAUGCCAGGAUGCAGCAAAGCAGACAUACUUAAGUCAGUCCCACAAUUAAGAAAAGCAAACCAAUUCACACUGAAUUCUAUUGCUGUGCAAGCGAAACAGAAAUUACAGACACUGUUGAUGAACCACCAAUUUCAGUGAAUGAGAUACUGAAGAACUGCUUUCCACCAUAUACUGUUGCCAACUUCCUGGGAAAAUCUGGAUAAAAAUAAUACCAGGCUGUCAAACUGCUCCAGUUUGUGAGUAAAAGAAGUCUCAUUAAUAUUCAGGACCAUGGCUAAAAUGUAAAUUGUUUUUCGAUGCUAUAUUUCCACUAAGACAAAAUACACUACAUCAUACUUACACAAAAUACCAAGAUUUUAAAUACCAGUUUGGCUCAGCUUGCAGUAAAAUGAGCAAUGAAGAUGAGAACAUCAAAGAACCUUCUACAGGAAAAUUCAGGAAAAUUACUAGACUCAGCUGGAGGAACAAGGACUGAAUAAAAAGAUAAUGGAGGGACAUCUGAACAAACUAAAUAUAUACGUACUGUCAGCUUAGGGGGAGAUGCAGUUUUAAAAGAAUUAAUGAAGAAAUUCAGAAACCUCUGAAAAUAAAGCUAAAUUUUAAGCUGGGAAAGAUCUGUAUAAGCAAGAAGACAGCAAAAUACUGCCAAGAAGAGCAAAAUAAAUAGCCAGUUAGCCAGAGUCUUUUGCCACUCUCAGAUUCAAACAUACAAGAUGACAAUCUGCUCCAAAUCUUUAAAGAAAUGUAUGUGUCUGCCUCCUGUUCAGGCAUGAGGACACCACUCAAGGUAUAGAUCUGUGAGAUGAUGCAGAAUGAAUGAACAAAAUAAUCAAAAAAUGGGUAUGAUGAGGUUUUUUCCUAAAGCUUUUUAAGAUCUGGGCAAGCUACUAAUUUUGGCUAAUAAAAUACCAGAGUUAGUUUCAGCCUGGCUUUUGUGCAAUGCCAUAUAAUAAACUGCCUGUGAGGAGCACUGAAAACUGUGAAGUACCUGGAUCUGAAGAGCCUACUUGUUACUGUUAUUGCCUGCUCAGAGAGCAUUGUGCCACAAAUGUGCUGGGACAUGAUGGGUCAAGGUGCCAUUUAUUUUUUAAACACCUACUAACCAGAAAGGUUGUCCUUCUCUUUCUCAACCAAACAGCAAAAGUUGUUCAUCUGACAAUCCCCAAUUUAAAUGAGCCCAUUGCUACUAUAGUAAAGCUGUGGAGCCACGCCACUGGUUUGAAUUAGCUGCAUUAAAAGGCAGAAGCUCAACUGAACAGAUGAGAGGUUUCUGAAGGAAGAUACAUCUUCCUGAUGUUAUCAUGCCAGAAAAACUUUUCAAAGAAUGGAGAGCAAAAAUAAUAAAGACUGAGAAAUUACUCAUUUAUGGACAGGGGUUGGACAUGGAUGUAUAUUGUUAAAGAAGGAAUAAUCAGAAGGGUCAAAGGCUAUAAAUUCCUCAAAACACCAAUGAAACUGAAAAAAAAAAGUAUUAAUCAUUAGGCUCAUUUGACAGGAGAAGGUGCAAUCUUCAGGGGCUGCAUAUUGCCCAAAAAUACAAAAAAUGUAUUUUCUACUUCGUGAAUAGCAAGGCAAUGGAAAAUUUUUGUAAGCUGCUGGACUUUGAUGAUUUUUCAAAGCUGUACUGAAAAGCAAUUUUUUGGCUCCCAGUUGAAAGAUUUGUUUUAAAUACAAAGAACAAUGGUUCAGGCUGCCACCAGCUUUUUUUUUUUUUUGGCUGAAGGAAAAACAGAGGUCAAAUGCACGCAGUUGCCAACAUGUUUCAUCAAGAUGUAAUUUUGAAGUAGUUGGUGGCAUAAGAGCUGCCAGAGCAUUGCUGUCCAAUUCACUUCCCAAAACUUUCUCAGAGGGGGCUGAAACAGCAGUUACUGAAUACUAAACAGCCAUUUAAAAGUGGCUCACAUGAAAGUAGAAUAUUUAGCGCAUUUUCUUCCUUUUCUUACUCUCCCCUUUUAUGUACGGGAAAUUUAGGAGUAUAGGAAUGCAAGAGUGUCAGACAGUGGGUACUCUGAGCCAGUGUAGAGAGGAAUUCAAACUGCAGCAGCAAAACACAGUGCCAGAUGAACCCACAAACCAACAAACAAUCACAGGCACGGCUCUCUUGCUUUUUUGAAGGGUAAGAAUUAAACAACAGCCAAUAAAUCUGUGCUGUGAUCAGAGACAGUACAGGAAGUGCUAAACCCCCCAGUGUCACUGUUCUGGCUUUAUUGUAGUGGAACUGGUUCUAAUUCCUGGUUUAACAGCACUACAACAGCCACAGAAUCAAGCCCACCAGCACUUAAUAAUUCAAAGCUCAACUAAACACCACCGGUGGGAAUGAGAAGGAAGCUGUCAACAGAGACUGCUCAAUGCAUGAGCCCCAGGUGACUUCACAUCUAGUCUGUCCUGCCAGCCAUCAAAGCCUGGAUUACACAGCCAGCUCAGGUAUGCGCUG
Messenger RNA from Passer domesticus (house sparrow), 4506 nucleotides. RefSeq names its product deuterosome assembly protein 1 (gene DEUP1). Gene Ontology annotation, biological process: centriole replication; de novo centriole assembly involved in multi-ciliated epithelial cell differentiation. The record is from RefSeq and is a predicted model, not a curated record. Gene Ontology annotation, cellular component: centriole; deuterosome. Lineage: Eukaryota; Metazoa; Chordata; Aves; Passeriformes; Passeridae. Bases 128 to 2104 code for a protein of 658 amino acids. The transcript is spliced from 15 exons.